AUGUCUCGCCAUCGAUAUAUCAAGAACCUCAACAUCUCCGAUGAACUCGAUGACGAUGCACUCUCCGAUGGAGGGGAAGAAGAUAUGACUGCUGAACAACAAUGUAUGGCAUCCCAAUCGUUAUUUCGGUCUCUAUCGUCUAUUGAUCCAAGUCUAGUACAAAUGAUUGAUGCUUUAGAACAAGUUCGUCAAGUCAUCGGUGACGAGGAUAUUUCAGGAAUGUCGGACAACGAAGUGAGGGGCACGGUCUGGUAUUACAAUUUCGACGUGGAAGAAUCCGUCAAUUGGUGCCUGCAGGAACAAGAAAAAAGGCGAGCCGCUAGAGAGCGCCAAGGGAGCCCUCCGGUGCAAUACACCCACUACGAGCAUUAUUAUGAAACAAACGAGCGGCCACGCAUACCUUUGAUUCACCUUGCGCAGCAACAAAUGGCAGAGCAACAGCGUCAGUGGGAGGAGCUUGAUGCAGACGGACUUGAGCGCGAGUCAGAAAUGGAUCCAACAGGGACAGAGGAUGACAAUAUGCACUUAUACCCAGAGAAAAGGAGUCUCACCCCGAUUACUGAGAAAACCGAGCGUACUGAACUCUCCUCCCUUUGGCGGCAUCGUCCUCCCAGUGAUGGGACAUCAACAUCCUAUGGAAACGUGUUGAAUAAUGGCUACUUAGAUCCACCGCCUGAUUCACCGAUGGAUCCUAACAUGAUCCCGCUUUCCCCUUCCGAAUCAGCUCUUCACAGACUUUCACUAUAUGAACCUGCACCCUCCCGGACAUCGUCAGCCACUCAAACCAGCGUUUCAUCGUCCCCUCGACCUCCAAGCGAACCUGUGCCUCCCAUCGAUACUAUUCCUGACAUACCCGACUCGACCUCGAGGUCUACACAUCCCACAACUCAAAAAUCGUUGCAUAGCCGUCCGACGCUUCAUAAUACGGUAAAGCAGUCCAAACUUGCACAGCUUGCCAGCAGUCGUGCAAGUUCUCGGACGAAGAGUUCUACGUCUUUGAUUUCAGACCACUCACAGUCGGUCAAAACAUAUCCGGGUCUCCGCCCCAACGAGCAUUCAACUCGCCCUAUCUCUUCUACGGUUCGACAAUCCAUCGCGCCCUCAUCGACGUCUUAUCAUGUCGAUAAGGCUAUUCAGUUUGCAAUUGAGAUGGAAGCACAAGACCGAGCUGCCGCGUUGGAGCCGCUAAAAACCGAGAAACCGUUGCCAAAAACGCCGUCAGCGCGGUCCAAGCUUUCAGCGAAGGCUCAGAGCUCUGCAAGCACAUCCAAGUCCGUUGUUACACCAGUUGCCCCUACGCCAUCCAAGGCUCCUCAAAUGCUCUCAACAGACAGCCCAGCAUCCAUCCGGCCGCUUUCCAAACUAGCACUUCUUGCUCAGGAAAAAGCUACGAAAACUGACAUUAAGAAAGUCCUGAGUGCACCGAUAACUAGAUCUCCUCCGCAACUCCCUCCAGAACACACAGAAUAUCUUAUUCCUGUCGCCAAUGGGUCAUCGGUGACUACCGCGAUAACUACUUCGUAUCAGACUCUCUACAGCCUAACUGACCCUUCACGUCCAUCUACGAGUGAUUCCCCGUAUGUGGUGCCACUUUCUGCGGUUGACUACACGACAGACACUACAAAGACCUCCGUGGCCAAACCUUCGAAACUUGCCAUGAAAGCACGGAAAGCACAGGAGAAACAGAGCUCGGUGGUCAAGGAGGAGACAUCUGCACGUUAUGAAGUACCCUCUAUGUUCCUUCCUCAUUCAACUCGAAGUCGGGGAGAGAGCACAAAGAAAGACAAGGACAAAGGAAAGGCUCGUAGCACUGCCUCUACCGGCUCCACAUUGAGGCACCAUCGUUCCACGAGGGGAAAAGAACACUCCAUUCCAGACGUCGCAUCGUCACCUGGGUUUGCCUUCAACAUCCCAAGUCCGGACGACAUUGUUCUCGGUGCUCGCCGUGGAACGACGCUGGACCGAGGGGACAGAAAGAUAGCUUCCGCUUCCACAUAA
Marasmius oreades (fairy-ring Marasmius) is the source of this 1998-nucleotide messenger RNA. RefSeq lists its product as uncharacterized. The record is from RefSeq and is a predicted model, not a curated record. Bases 1 to 1998 code for a protein of 665 amino acids. The transcript is spliced from 6 exons. Lineage: Eukaryota; Fungi; Basidiomycota; Agaricomycetes; Agaricales; Marasmiaceae.